Messenger RNA from Pristis pectinata (smalltooth sawfish), 3767 nucleotides. RefSeq names its product phospholipid-transporting ATPase ID-like. Lineage: Eukaryota; Metazoa; Chordata; Chondrichthyes; Rhinopristiformes; Pristidae. Gene Ontology annotation, molecular function: ATP binding; ATPase-coupled intramembrane lipid carrier activity; magnesium ion binding. The coding region runs from base 147 to 3713 and encodes 1188 amino acids. Gene Ontology annotation, biological process: Golgi organization; phospholipid translocation. The transcript is spliced from 28 exons. The record is from RefSeq and is a predicted model, not a curated record. Gene Ontology annotation, cellular component: plasma membrane.
AGGGGUGCAGGAGAGAGAGAGAGAGAGAGAGAAGAGGAUCGUCCAGAAAAAAUAGGGCAGGAGACCUGCAAAACUGCAUUGCAACUUGCAAUUCAAUGCACAGCGAAAGACCUUCCCAUGGGCAUAAUUAAACGUGGCGCACUGCGAUGGAGCUGUGUAAGAAACCACCUCCUCCUGAGGAGGAGCGCAGGGUGAGGGCAAACGCUCGCGAAUACAACGAGAAGUUCCAGUACGCAAACAACUGCAUCAAGACCUCGAAGUACAACGUCAUCACUUUCCUGCCUGUCAACCUCUUCGAGCAGUUCCAGGAGGUGGCCAACACCUAUUUCCUGUUCCUGUUAAUACUGCAGCUUAUCCCACAGAUUUCCUCGCUUUCCUGGUUCACCACCAUUGUGCCUUUGGUUCUUGUGUUGACCAUCACGGCUGUCAAAGACGCCACGGACGACUACUUCCGCCACAAGAGCGACAGGCAAGUGAACAACCGUCAGUCCCUGCUCCUCAUCAAUGGCACGCUCCAGAAGGACAAGUGGAUGCACGUGAGGGUGGGGGACAUCAUCAAGCUCGAGAACAACCAGUUUGUGGCGGCUGACCUGCUUCUGUUGUCCAGCAGUGAACCCCACGGUCUGUGUUACAUUGAGACAGCGGAACUGGAUGGGGAGACCAACAUGAAGGUGAGGCAGUCGCUGUCAGUCACGGCGGAACUGGGAGACACCAGCAAGCUGGCCAAGUUCGAUGGUGAGGUGAUCUGUGAGCCCCCCAACAACAAGCUGGACCGGUUCACGGGGACCCUGCACUGGAGGGAGAGCAAGAUCCCACUGGACAACCGCAACGUGCUGCUGCGCGGCUGCGUCCUGCGCAACACCGAGUGCUGCUUUGGGCUGGUUCUCUUCGCAGGCCCGGACACCAAGCUGAUGCAGAACAGUGGGCGCACCAAGUUCAAGAGGACGAGCAUCGAUCGCCUGAUGAACACCCUGGUUCUCUGGAUCUUCGGAUUUCUGGUCUGCAUGGGGAUCAUCCUCGCCAUUGGGAAUUCCAUCUGGGAGCACGAGGUGGGGAAUCUCUUCCAGAUCUACCUGCCCUGGGACCAGGGCGUGGACAGUGCCUUCUUCUCCGGCUUCCUUGCAUUCUGGUCGUACAUCAUCAUCCUCAACACAGUGGUCCCGAUCUCCCUGUACGUGAGUGUGGAGGUUAUCCGGCUGGGACACAGCUACUUCAUCAACUGGGACAAGAAGAUGUACUGCGUGCAGCGGGACACGGCUGCCGAGGCUCGGACCACCACCCUGAGCGAGGAGCUGGGCCAGAUCGAAUACAUCUUCUCCGACAAGACCGGGACCCUCACGCAGAACAUCAUGACCUUCAACAAGUGCUCCAUCGGCGGCAAGACCUACGGAGAUCUGAACGACCAGUUGGGACACAAACAUGACAUCAGGGAGAAGAGGCCGGCGGUGGACUUCUCGUUCAACGCACUGGCGGAUCCGGGCUUCAGCUUCCAGGACCCGGCACUGCUGGAGGCCGUCAAGCUGGGGGACGGCGAGGUGCAUGAGUUCCUCCGGCUGCUCGCCUUCUGCCACACGGUCAUGUCCGAGGACAAGGAGGACGGAGAGCUGUAUUACAAGGCGCAGUCCCCGGACGAGGGGGCGCUGGUCACCGCCGCGCGCAACUUCGGCUUUGUGUUCCGCUCGCGGACGCCCAGCACGGUGACAGUGCGGGAACUGGGCCGGGACGUCACCUACCAGCUGCUGGCCAUCCUGGACUUCAACAACAUCCGCAAACGCAUGUCCGUCAUUGUGAGGAACCCGAAGGGGAGGAUCCGGCUGUACUGCAAGGGUGCCGACACCAUCCUGUUCGAGCGACUACACAGCUCGAGUCGGCAGCUGAUGAACAUCACGGUGGAGCACCUCAACGAGUUUGCGAGCGACGGGCUGCGCACGCUGGUGCUGGCGUACAGGGACCUGGAGGAGUCGGCGUACCAGGUGUGGUCGGAGAGGCACAUGCGGGCGCGCGGCGCGGCGGAAAACCGCGAGGAGCGGCUGGCGGCCGUGUACGACGAGAUAGAGCAGGAGAUGACGCUUCUGGGAGCGACAGCCAUCGAGGACAAGCUGCAGGAAGGGGUCCCGGAGACGGUCGCCAUCCUCACACUCGCCAACAUCAAGAUCUGGGUGCUGACUGGAGACAAGCCUGAGACAGCAGUGAACAUCGGGUACUCCUGCAAGAUGUUGACGGAUGACCUGGCCGAGGUUUUCCUGCUCUCGGGACACACCGUUCACGAAGUCCGCGAGGAACUGCGGCAAGCCCGAGAGCGGAUGAGUGACUCCUUCCGGUCCAUCAACGGCUACAGCUCCUCGGAGAAGCUGUCCUCUCCGAACCUCACCUCUGUGGUGGAAAUGGUGCCCGGGGAGUGCGCGCUGGUCAUCAGUGGGCACAGUCUGGCCCACGCGCUGGAGGCAGACAUGGAGCUGGAGUUCCUGGAGACGGCGUGCGCCUGUCGGGCGGUCAUCUGUUGCCGGGUCACCCCCCUGCAGAAGGCCCAGGUGGUGGAGCUGGUGAAGAAGUACAAGAAGGCCGUCACCCUGGCCAUCGGCGACGGCGCCAAUGACGUCAGCAUGAUAAAGGCGGCACACAUUGGAGUGGGAAUCAGCGGGCAGGAAGGGAUUCAGGCCGUCCUCGCCUCCGACUACUCCUUCUCCCAGUUCAAGUUCCUACAGCGGCUGCUGCUGGUGCACGGGCGCUGGUCCUACCUGCGGAUGUGCAAGUUCCUCUGCUACUUCUUCUAUAAGAACUUCGCCUUCACCAUGGUCCACUUCUGGUUCGGCUUCUUCUGUGGCUUCUCAGCGCAGACGGUCUACGAUCAGUAUUUCAUCACCCUGUACAACAUCGUCUACACAUCCCUCCCCGUGCUGGCCAUGGGAGUGUUCGAUCAGGACGUCCCGGAACAGAGGAGCCUACAGUACCCGAAACUGUACGAGCCGGGACAGCUGAACCUGCUCUUCAACAAGAGGGAGUUUUUCAUCUGCAUAGCGCAGGGGAUUUACACCUCCACUGUCCUGUUCUUCAUUCCCUACGGGACCUUCGCCGACUGCACCCGCAGUGACGGCACGCACAUGGCUGACUACCAGUCCUUCGCCGUCACCGUGGCAACCUCCCUGGUGAUUGUGGUGAGCGUGCAGAUCGGACUGGACACUGGAUACUGGACUGCAAUCAACCACUUCUUCAUCUGGGGGAGCCUGGCUAUUUACUUCGUCAUCCUGUUCGCUAUGCAGAGUGCCGGCCUCUUUGAGAUAUUUCCCAACCAGUUUCCGUUUGUAGCCAACGCCAACAACACGCUGGGGCAGCCGGCCGUGUGGCUCACCAUCGCCCUGAGCACCGUCAUCUGCAUCAUGCCCGUCAUCGCCUUCCGCUUCCUCAAGCUUGACCUGCAGCCCCGGCUGGCAGACACGGUCCGGUACACCCAGCUGGUCCGGAAGAAGCCGAAGCCGUCUCACCGCUCCCUCCGGCGGGUGGGCCGUGGGGGAUCCCGGCGCUCCGGCUACGCCUUCUCACACCAGGAGGGCUUCGGCGAGCUCAUCACCUCGGGCAAGAACAUGCGGCUGUCGGGGCUGGCCCCCAGCUGGAUCGACACCCUGCGCAGGCGGAGGUCCGAGCUGGCCGGGACCCCCAGCCCCGUGUCUGCCGAGGAACCCCCCCUGCCCCGGGGCAAGGAGGCCACAGUGUAGGGGCUGGGGGAUGGGACAUCCGAAGGGGGGGACCUUCACCCCCUCGGGGUGAGG